AUGCAAGUAACCGAGAACAAGUCAGUGGCCAUUAUCGGCGGUACGUAUGUCGCUAUAUGCAGUGUCAAGGGAUCAAUUAACAAGUCCGUCGCCGGGAUUUUCGGCCUCUCGCUGGCUGUCGCGCUGCGAAGCAAAGGCUAUACAGCGACAAUAUGUGAUCGCAACGAAUAUGAUAAGACAGGCUAUGACCCAGAGGGCGAGGAUGCACAAGCUGCAUCAGUGGAUCUAAACAAGAUUGUGAGCCUUAUGAUUUACAAAGAAGUUGGGUAG
Molecule: messenger RNA, 270 nt
Organism: Aspergillus viridinutans
Lineage: Eukaryota; Fungi; Ascomycota; Eurotiomycetes; Eurotiales; Aspergillaceae
Exons: 2
Coding region: 1-270 (89 amino acids)
Source: RefSeq, a predicted model, not a curated record